AUGGACACAUUCAAAUUCCCUCCCCCCCCAACUGAUACACCCGACCAAUGGAAUGAUGAGACCGAGAUCAGACUCAAAACAGCGAGCAAAGUUCAUUAUUUCGUCUCCAGACUGUGGCCUGAGCCUUGUGGUGCGCUCUUUCUCAGCGAUGGCAGCCCAUGGGACUGGCCAGUGCAGAUGUUCACCAUGGAGACCAAAGACGCCAAUUUACCCCUUCCAGAUCCAUUCCUACUCCGAACGCACUACCGCAUUGCAGCCGCCUUGCAUCUAUUCCAUGUUGAAGAACGAAUUGCUGAGGACUGGACCUCGCCUCCGUUGUUCCAGUUGAAUGCAACGACACAGAAGACAUUACGCUCUCUCUGGCAUCUCGUGCCCAAAUGGAUACGUGUCAAGUGCUACCGCGUGCUCCUGAAAUUAGGCAGUUACCUCUACCCGCGGUCUUUCACCGGCCUCGUGCACCGGCUGCCGUUCGGACUGUAUGCGAAACAAUGCAAUCGCUCUGAUCGUAAUGAAGCUGAGGCAUUGCAGCUGGUGGAACAGUACACUUCGAUCCCAGCACCCCUCUGGGUGGAUGAAUACCAGGGGAGCAGGCACCCCGUUCUUAUCAUGACGGCCGUGCCUGGACAAACGCUAGGGGCGGUCUUUCACCGUCUCUCAUACUCGGAGCGCGAACAGCUGUUGAAAGACUCGAAGAGUGUUUUGUCGCAGCUGCGGUGCGUUCCGAACCAGACCUCGUACCUCUUCUGCAACAGUCAUGGCGGCCCGCUGAAGGACCAUCGUUUUCCAUCGGGCACAUGUGGUCCAUUCAACCUGCUUUCUGAAUUCAACGCCUUCCUAGUCCACCGCUACGUGCGUAAGGAGACAAAGGACAAGAUUGCAGCCGUCCACGCCCGUCCAUAUCGGUCUGUGUUCACCCAAGCCGAUCUCCACCCCAGCAAUAUCCUUAUUGAUCAACGAUUCCCGGAAAUUCAGCAGAUAAUUCGCGAGGCAUUCGCAGAGGAUGACUAUCAAGAGAAGGUCGAGGCCGAGACGCUACUAUGGAAUGACACGCCAAUCGGUGUAUAG
Aspergillus pseudoviridinutans is the source of this 1065-nucleotide messenger RNA. RefSeq lists its product as uncharacterized. Lineage: Eukaryota; Fungi; Ascomycota; Eurotiomycetes; Eurotiales; Aspergillaceae. The transcript has 4 exons. Bases 1 to 1065 code for a protein of 354 amino acids. The record is from RefSeq and is a predicted model, not a curated record.